Messenger RNA from Musa acuminata AAA Group (dessert banana), 1060 nucleotides. Its product is annotated as cytokinin riboside 5'-monophosphate phosphoribohydrolase LOG1-like. The transcript is spliced from 6 exons. Gene Ontology annotation, cellular component: cytosol. The coding region runs from base 125 to 799 and encodes 224 amino acids. The record is from RefSeq and is a predicted model, not a curated record. Gene Ontology annotation, biological process: cytokinin biosynthetic process. NCBI's taxonomy places the organism in Eukaryota, Viridiplantae, Streptophyta, Magnoliopsida, Zingiberales, Musaceae. Gene Ontology annotation, molecular function: hydrolase activity, hydrolyzing N-glycosyl compounds.
UCUCUUUAAGGCAGGGGCCAGUGAAGGGAUCUCGAGAAGAGAACUGCGGUUCCCAAGCCACAGCCAGGCAGAAAAGGAGGGGGUGGGGGAUUCUCGAGUAAAAACCCUGUUGGCGUGGUGGGAGAUGGCGGAGGUGAAGUUGGGGAAUUCAAGGUUCAAGCGGGUGUGUGUCUUCUGUGGGAGCAGCACAGGGAAGAGGAACUGUUACCAAGAUGCUGCCGUAGAGCUGGGAAAGGAGCUGGUGGCGAGGAAGGUCGAUCUGGUGUAUGGAGGCGGCAGCGUCGGGCUGAUGGGUCUGGUCUCCGAAGCUGUUCAUCAUGGUGGUGGCCACGUGAUCGGGAUCAUCCCAAGAACUCUGAUGGCCAAAGAGAUUACGGGGGAGACGCUUGGGGAGGUGAAGCCGGUGGCCAGCAUGCACCAGCGCAAGGCCGAGAUGGCCCGCCACUCUGACGCCUUCAUCGCGCUGCCGGGUCCGACCCCCCUCCUCCAUAAAACUACUCCUCUUUUCGUUACCCACCACCUCUCGAUCUUAUCUCCUGCUCUGAGUUCUCUUCAGGUGGGUACGGAACCCUGGAGGAGCUUCUGGAGGUCAUCACCUGGGCGCAGCUCGGCAUCCACAACAAGCCUGUGGGCUUGCUCAACGUGGACGGCUACUACAACUCCCUGCUGGCCUUCAUCGACAAGGCCGUGGAGGACGGCUUCAUCCAGCCAUAUCAGCGCCACAUCUUCGUCUCCGCCCCCACCGCCAAUGACCUCGUCCAAAAGCUCGAGGAAUACGUGCCUGUGGAGGAUGCUGUAGUCGCCAAACUGAGCUGGGAAAUGGAGCAGGUCGGCCUAAAGUCCACCCUCCAAGCUGAGAUCACUCGGUAGUAAGAAGCCAUGCUGAUCCCUGCUGUGGUUUGGUCCUUAGCUAUUUUGUCCCCCCGACGGGGAUGAGGAGAGCAUGGGAAUUGCAUGUACUUAUCCGCUGUAUUCCCCGCCAUGGGUCGAUCCUUUUUUGUUUCUGCCUCCUCUUACAACUAUAAUCGUACGUACUGCUAGCCUACUGCUGCAAAACUCA